AUGUCAACCAAAUUUUGUCUGAUAAUAAUAGCACUUGAUGUCCAGCGCUCUUUCGCCAUUCCUACCUCCAAUAUUACUUCGACCCAGCAAACUUCCAAUAACUUCUUAGAAAUUCCCACACAAGGCUGGAACGCAUCACCUUCCGGUCGAGGAUCGAUUGAUAUCCUAUGGAGUUGUUUGGUCACGAUUUCCCUAUGUUCCUGGUCUGUUCUCUGCCUCCAAGUACCAGGACCUAAGGACUCGCGCUUGACAAUACUCUGGCGCAGACUUUGGCUUACCGCACUCUGUGGCGUCGGUCCUGAGUUUACAUUUCAAAUUGCACUGGGACAACUGCUAUCCGCUCGAAGAUCCGUUCGAGAUUUCCAUAACUCCGAUUAUCCUGAUUGGACGAUGAAACAUGCAUUUUAUGCAGACUCUGGCGGGUUUCUCUUGCAUACCCCCGAUUUCAAAACCAUCCCAAUCGAUGCGAAGCAGCUUCUUUAUUUGAUCAAUCAUAACUAUGUCGAACAUCCCAAUAUCAAAGUGGAGGAUAUAAAAGACAAAAACAAGGUGGAUGACCUCCUUCGUCUAAUCUCAAUUGGCCAAAUUAUAUGGUUCAACGCAACGGUCAUUGCCCGCGCCGCACAAGGCUUGGAAAUAACGGGAAUUGAGCUCACAACAGCUGCGUUCAUUAUCUGUAGUCUUGGUACGACUUAUUGCUGGUGGAACAAAGGAGCGGACGUUGCAGCGCCCAUUACGUUAAGUACCAAAACCACAAUGGUUGAUAUUUUACAAGGUGCAGAGGACGCACCACCAGGAGGAAUGCACCAACAAACUCCUCUUGAUUUUAUCAGUCGUCAUGAAUGGUAUUGGUCUCGGUACUGGAAGCACUGGAUCAAUAUUCUCCGAAAUAUGCGAAUUGUCUUUGCGUCGAAAACUCUCCCGUUUGACCGACUCGAAAACACAGAUUGGAGAGAGUUAAAACGCGGUGGCCAAGCGGCUUUCUAUCUUAUGAGUUUGGCCUACGCAUCCAUCUUUAUCGCCGCCUGGAACAAUCACUUCCCUACAAAUGCAGAGAAGAUCAUAUGGAGAACAUCGAGUCUGUUGAUGGCGGCAACAGUUCCUCUCUUCUUCUGCAUUACCGCCUUUGCUUAUGAAAUCUACCCCGCUCUUGUGCGAUAUUUUCAUUCAGCCCCAGUGCCAGAUAUCGAAACCCAAAGUUGCGAUACAUCAUCUCAAGCAUCGUCCAAGAACGAUUCAGACGCAUCGAACAUUGAUACGGCAGAGCAAAUGUCAUCACAGCCAUCAUCCCAGAACGAGGAUUCAGCAUCCUCCAACCAACACCCAACUUUUGUCCCAUCAAAAUAUCGCUCUCGACUCUCCCGCAUAGCAGCCAGUCUUCGAAACAAUUCACUUUCCAAGGAUCCAUCCCUUGAUAUUCCCCUAAAGGCAACUUUACCCAUGUAUCUAGUGGGAUUUCUAUAUUGUAGCUCGCGUAUGUUGAUUCUUACCCUCGACGUAACACAAUUGCGUUCUUUGCCUGCGACCGCAUUCGAUACUGUGGAUUGGGGGGGUUUUCUACCUCAUUUUUCUUGA
Sclerotinia borealis F-4128 is the source of this 1575-nucleotide messenger RNA. The record is from the annotation of a GenBank genome assembly. Lineage: Eukaryota; Fungi; Ascomycota; Leotiomycetes; Helotiales; Sclerotiniaceae.